Diprion similis is the source of this 1057-nucleotide messenger RNA. RefSeq names its product thioredoxin-related transmembrane protein 2 homolog. The record is from RefSeq and is a predicted model, not a curated record. The coding region runs from base 63 to 869 and encodes 268 amino acids. The transcript is spliced from 5 exons. Gene Ontology annotation, cellular component: membrane-bounded organelle. Lineage: Eukaryota; Metazoa; Arthropoda; Insecta; Hymenoptera; Diprionidae. Gene Ontology annotation, molecular function: disulfide oxidoreductase activity.
AGCAUAUAACAUAUAUAUAUCAGUGCAUAUAACCUAUUCAGAAGCAGGAAAUCAGUUGAAUAAUGUCGUUCAAAAAGGAUCUUUUUUUGUUAAUAAAGCCGUAUUACCUAGUCAAUAUAAUCAUCAGUCUUUCUUACAUCGUUGCUAAGCGCUUACCGGUCUUGUGUAAUUAUUUAUUUCUACAAUCCGAGUGUGAAUUAAGCGGGCGAGAAACUGAGAUCUUGUUUUUUCUGAUGAUCGUAAUAAUGAUCAGAACACGCAAGGCAGGCAGUGUUACCAUGAUAAAUUAUCUAUCAGCCAGUUUUAUCUACACAAAAAUCGCUAAUUUGAUUCUCUGGCUCCAUGCCGAUGUGCGAAUGGGAAUAAUCUUUGGAAUAAUAUUCAUUCUGUGCGGACUUGUAUUACCAGAACCAACUUACCAAGGUCCUGAAAACGUUGUAUAUUUGCGUGCAGCUUCUGGACUCCAAGAUGAACUUCAAAGAGAUAACAGAAUCAUUUGGCUGGUUGCAUUUUACACAGUGUGGAAUCCGGCUUGCGUGAACUUUGCUCCAACAUUUGCACAAUUAUCUGCAGAGUAUGCUUUGGACAAUUUGAAAUUUGGUAAAGUUGAUAUCGGUAGAUAUCCGGAUGCUGGAGCAAAAUAUAACAUCAGUGACUCUAGCAUGAGUCGGCAGCUGCCCACUCUAAUACUUUUUAAAGAAGGAAAAGAAGUACAAAGACGUCCUCAUGCUGAUCACAGGGGGAAACUACAAAAGUUUCUUUUUUCUGCUGACAACAUCAAAGCAGCGUUUGAUCUGAACAAUAUUUACAAAGAAUGUAAAAAUAAUCCGUUGAAAAGAAGAGACAAGAAGCCACUGAAAGAAGAAUAAUUUAUUAUUUUCAAUCCAUUUAGACAGCUAUUUAUAACAGCUUAAUAUCAAUUGAUUAAUUUCUUGAUAUGCACAAGCUGCAUUAUACAAGUUGAUUUUGUGUAUGCACUUUGUAGGAUUUUCUUUUUUUUAUGUAAUUUAAUACUGUAUUUGUUACUGUAUAAUACUGUAUGUGAGAUAAUAUGUUG